AUGGUAAAUGACCGAUGGGGAACCAUGAACAGCUCUUCUGAACUCGAAGAUGGGACUCGGCAUAAAAACCAGACGUUCUGUGAGUGUGUACCCAGCUCCUCCCAGCUCAAACAUCGCUGGUCAGACUCAGAAACUGCCAGGGAGACCCCGGCCAAGAGGAUGAGCUGCAGCUACCUGCUCUGCACUAUCCUGCUCUUCGUGGCCGUCUUGCUGGCUGUUACCGUCACCGGCACCAUCCUUUUUAUGAAUCACUACCAGGCCCCGCCUAUGUCCGACGGCCUUCCCCACAUCUCUACCAAUCAAGAUGAAGCUAACGCCCUGGUCACCGUUGAGAGAGGAGAUGGCUCUCGCAUCAACAUCUUCAUUGACCCAAACUGUCCCGACUAUAACAGUAACUUUUUGCGGCUGGAGGGUGUGCAGACUUCACUGCUCCACUCGCUAACCGACCACGACUCUGACCUGAAGUCAGUGAAAGGCCAGGAUCGAGCUCUGCUUGUCAGUCUGGCCGAGGAGGUGGCCAAGCUGUCAGCUCAUGCAGGGCAACUGAAAAUGGACUAUGAGUCCCUACGCAGGGGGCAAGGCAGCCUGGGGCAAGACCUUAACACACUGCAGACUGAGCAGGGACGUCUCAUACAGCUGCUGUCAGACAGCCAGAUCAACAUGGUGAAGGUAGUGAACUCAGUGAGUGAUGCUCUUAAUGCCAUGCAGAAGGAGAAUGUGGGCCUGAAGGCGCGUGUCAAGGCCGACUUGCAGAGGGCACCAGUCAGAGGGGCCCGUUUCAAGGGCUGCUCCAAUGGCUCACGUCCCCGUGACUGCGGUGAUCUGUACGCCAGUGGUCAGAGAGAGGAUGGCAUCUACUCUGUGUUUCCUGUGCACCACCCCGCAGGCUUCCAGGUCUACUGUGACAUGACCACAGAUGGAGGAGGCUGGACAGUGAUCCAGCGCAGGGAGGACGGCUCGGUCAACUUCUUCAGGGGAUGGGAGUCCUAUCGGGAGGGAUUUGGCAAGAUCACGGGUGAACACUGGCUUGGCCUGAAGCAGAUCCAUGCCCUGUCCAUCCAGGGGAACUAUGAGCUACGUAUCGACUUGGAGGACUUUGAAAAUAGCACUGCUUACGCCCAGUAUGGUACCUUUGGAGUGGGCCUCUUUUCAGUGGACCCUGAUGAUGAUGGAUACCCUUUGACUGUAGGAGACUAUUCUGGCAAUGCAGGUGACUCUCUACUGAAGCACAACGGGAUGAAAUUCACCACCAAAGACCGGGAUAACGACCACUCGGAGAAUAACUGCGCCUCCUUCUACCACGGUGCCUGGUGGUACCGCAACUGCCACACCUCUAACCUUAACGGCCAAUACCUGCGUGGUCAGCACACCUCCUAUGCCGACGGCAUCGAGUGGUCCUCCUGGACUGGCUGGCAAUACUCACUCAAGUUCUCUGAGAUGAAGAUACGGCCAACCCGUGAUCCUGAGAAUAAAUGA
Seriola dumerili (greater amberjack) is the source of this 1476-nucleotide messenger RNA. It is a transcript of the gene fibcd1b, whose product is annotated as fibrinogen C domain-containing protein 1-like. NCBI's taxonomy places the organism in Eukaryota, Metazoa, Chordata, Actinopteri, Carangiformes, Carangidae. The transcript is spliced from 8 exons. The record is from RefSeq and is a predicted model, not a curated record. Bases 1 to 1476 code for a protein of 491 amino acids.